Messenger RNA from Vitrella brassicaformis, 1507 nucleotides. The record is from the annotation of a GenBank genome assembly. Lineage: Eukaryota; Vitrellaceae.
AUCCGCCCGCUGCUUCUGAAUUGAAGAUGGCGUCAUCUGAUUUCACAUCUCGUGCCAGUUCGCUGGCAGGCGAAGCACUCGGCGUGGCCUUGCUGCUCUCCAUUGGUGAGGGAUUCGGCGCCAUAGCGACGCUGCUGCCCGGCAACUACGCGAUCUGGCAGGUGGGUGCGUGUGUGUGGGCGUGGAAUGGAUGGAGUGCACCGAGGCACUUGUAUCGUCGGGUGUGCCAUUGCAGGUGGCCAUUGCGUGGGGCGUGGGGCUGGUGUUAGCCAUCCAUGUGGCCAGCAAACUCAGCAACGCCCACCUCAACCCCGCCGUCAGCAUCGCUCUGCACCUGGAUGGCUCCAACAAGAUGACAGUAUGCACACGUCAGACAGGCAGGCAGGCAUCGUCUCUGUGGUCUGCCAUGGUACAUGUAUAUGAUUGUCGCUUGUUGGUGCAGGCGACGGAUAUGGCGCUAUACCUGUGCGGCCAGUUCAUCGGCGCUUUUGCCGCUGCAGCGCUCGUCUACGGCUGCUUCAGAAGCCACAUCGAGUCACUGCAACGCGACGGCACCACUUUGUCAAUGCUCACGGGGGCCUCCAUCUUUGCCUGCUACUUCCCGCCACCAGGCAACACGUGAGCACGUCUGCUCUCCCUUGGACAGACAAUCCAUUCAUCCAGCCAGCGACAGGGGUGUGUGGCCUGGCCUUUUGUGUGUGUGUGUGUGUGUGUGCUUAAGGUAUGUUGACCCCUACGAAGCGGUGACACCCCAGCGAGCCUUUUUUCUGGAGUUCCUCGCUACUGCAUCUCUUCUGGUCGUCAUCAAAGCCAUGGCUCAUGAACCAGCCAACGAUCCACAGCGAGAACAAUUGGGGCUGCUGAGUAGACCUGCUCCCAAGCCCAGCGUGUGGCUUCCGUCGUCUGUGCUGGGGGUGACGCUAGCCAUCUUGAUAGUGUUGAUAGCGCCGAUGACGCAGUGCUGCUUGAACCCCUGCAGAGACCUCGCACCACGAGUGCUGCUGUGGCUAUGUGGUGAGUGAGGAGGGCACUGUGGGUGGGGGGUGCCUGCUUCAGAUAGCUAGCUGGUGGCGUGACAAUCUGUGUCCUCUUGUCUGCCUUUAUCCAUGCAGGCUAUGGCCAAAUAGCGUUCCCGGGUCCCCGCAAGAUAGAAUUGUGGCUCUACAUGGUGGCGCCGACCGCAGGCGCCAUUGCAGGAGCGUUUGGGUACAAUUUGGUGGUCCGGCUGAAGGAGCAGCAGAGACUCAAGAGCAAAGAGGAGAGCGAGCCGGGCUCGCCCAGAGUCGCGAGGGCCUCCGCCCUUUAGUUGCGUCUCAGUGAGUUGGUCUGGAAGCGAAGUGCGCAGGAAGGUGCGGCGCGUGGCUUGGGUGUGCUUUAUGAGGGCCUUGUGUGUGAGACUGUAUGUGUGUUGGGAUGCCUGGGGCCUUGGGACUUUCUGGAAGCAUUGGCUUGUGGCGUGCAGACGAGAGUGUGGUGUCUCUGAUAGAUAUCGAUUUGUUGUGUGGCG